AUGAAUUCUUAGUUGUAAGGAUCUCCAUAAUUAGAUCGCUCAUAAUUAAAAUAAUCAAUAGAUUAAAAAAAUAAAGACAUUUCUCCAAACACGUCUAGAGAUAUGAUGAAUAAAAGCAGAAAUGAAGAAUAAAAAUCAGCACAUAACACGUCAAAAAAUACACAGAGAUCUAAAAGAAAAAACUAUUUUGUUUCAAUAGAGCAGAAAUCUGUGAUUGAAAAUAUGGUGAGGAAAAUUGAUAAAGUGCAUUAUCUAAGACAGUUUUUUGAGUCUAAACUUUUCAAUAAUUAUGUCAUUUCCUUAACAAUUUUUUACACAAUAUUGAUGUUUUGUGAGUUUUCUAUUGACGAUCCUACUGAAAAUUUCUCAAACGUAUAAGGAAUGCUGCUUAUAUUGCAAUAUAUAGAAAUUGUCAUAAUAUCUCUAAUUAUUUUAGAAAUAUUACUUAAAUGCUAUGCGUAUGGAAUAAAGUUGUAUUUUAAACAAAGGGUCAACAUAAUUGAUGCUGUUGUUAUUUCUCUGAGUCUUAUUCUUGUUUUAACAGACUAAUUUAUUACACAGAGUAGUGCUAAAAUCAUUUCGAAAUUCUUUAGGAUAUUUUUUAGAUUUUUGCGUUUAUUCAUCAUUUUAAGAAAAAUGAAAAAUACAAAUAAAAAAGCACUUGAGUACAAAUUUGGUGACAAAACUCCAAUUGAAAAGAUAUUAGCUAUAAUCGAUAAUUUGAAAUAACUGGUAACAGACGAUCAUUACUAUCGAGAACUUGAGUGGGCUUCUCAAAUGAUAUCUUCAAAUAAGCUAUAUGAACCUAUACUUGGAAAAGAGCAAAAAGAACUUGAAUAGUGGAUGCAGUAAUAUGAUGGUAAGUCAAAAAUAGAAAUUAAGGAAGAAAAAAAGAAAGAAGAAGUAAAGGAGGUUCAAUUAGAAUAACCUAUUAAAAAAGAAGAGAAUAAAUAAGUAUCAACUCCAGCUACUGCUACACCUGUUGUAACUGCUGCUCCUGCACCUGUUGCAGUCACUCAACAUAUUGUUCCAGAAGUUGUAGAAGAAUAAUUUAUAUAUUAAUAAAUAGAAACAAGCCCUUAAGUGGAGAAUUAUUUUGAAAACUUAGAUAGUAGAGAAUUCAUGGUUUUUGAAUUUUUUAAAGAAAAUUUAGGUAAAGAGCUUUCAAUACUUUUGAAUUAUUUGUUUGAGUAGUACUAAUGUUUUUAAGCAUGGAAACUUCAGCCAGAAGUCCUCUACCAUUUUUCUGAUAUAAUCUAACAAAAAUAUUUGGGAAAUCCUUACCAUAACAAAAUUCAUGCAUUUGAUGUCACUCAAACUAUGCAUUUUUUUUUAAAGAAAUGCAAUUUCGUUUAGAUAGGAAAGCUAAAUAAAAUUGAUAUUGGAACAGUUUUUGUUGCUGCUGCCAUUCAUGAUGUUGAGCACCCUGGCUUCAACAAUCCGUUUUAAAUGAAUGCUAAAACUGAUCUAGCUAUCUUGUAUAAUGAUAAAAGUCCUCUUGAAAAUCAUCAUCUAAGUGUUACAUUUAAAUUAUUAAGAGACAAUCCUAGUAUUAAUAUAUUCGAAGGAAUUGAUAAGAAAACUUACAAGAAUGUGAGAGAAACGUUAAUUUAAAUGAUUUUAAAAACAGACAUGAAUCAGCAUUUCACAAGUUUGGCAUAAUUAAAAGGAAGAUUAGCUUCGAAUGAAUUUGAUGCUAAAGCAGCAGAUAAGCCUUUAUGUUUAAAUACACUUCUGCACGCAGCAGAUGUAAGUAACCCAUUUAAACCUUUUCAUAUAUAUUAAGAGUGGACACACAGAGUUUUGAAUGAAUUUUGGAUAUAAGGAGAUGUAGAGCGAUCAAGAGGACUUCCUAUUUCUUAUUUAUGUGACAGGUACACAACAAAUAUAGCUAAAAGCUAAAUAGGUUUCAUAGAUUUUAUUGUGUAGCCAUAUUUUGAAACAAUAUGUUAAUUUAUACCUGAAUUAUUAAAUUAUAUGCCUCUAUUUGAGUAAAACAAGUAAGAGUGGUAAACAUACGAAGAAUAUUAUGAUAGAUAAUUAGCAACACUUCAAGCCUAGUAAAAAAAAUUAGAAGAAAGAACAAAAACUAUAGAAGAUAAGAAAAAAGAUCUAACAAUUUCUUAAAUAGACAAAUUUUCAACCCCUUCUCAAAUUAAUAUCUAACAAAUAAAAACCUAAUCUCAGCAGCAGCAAUGA
Messenger RNA from Tetrahymena thermophila SB210, 2199 nucleotides. Its product is annotated as 3'5'-cyclic nucleotide phosphodiesterase family protein. The transcript has 12 exons. Gene Ontology annotation, molecular function: 3',5'-cyclic-nucleotide phosphodiesterase activity; monoatomic ion channel activity. Lineage: Eukaryota; Ciliophora; Oligohymenophorea; Hymenostomatida; Tetrahymenidae. The record is from RefSeq and is a predicted model, not a curated record. Gene Ontology annotation, cellular component: membrane. Gene Ontology annotation, biological process: transmembrane transport; signal transduction; monoatomic ion transport.